UCAUAUCAGAUUAGGUAAGUAGGUACCAUACUGAGUUCAUUACCUAAUUGAUAAAUGAAAUUUCAACACUUCGAUGAAGCAAGCAUUUCAUCAAUUUAUUCUUAUCUCCGAGUAACUCUCCUAUAAAAGCGCUCAGUUUCAAUCUUUCGUUUCCAAUGUGAACUCUCUUUACAUUCAUUUAAAACUCCCAUUGUUCGUACCUAUUUCCACCUUCAGAACAAUGGGAGCCUCUUCAUUGGUAUUUCUGUUCUCGUUUUCACUCAUCAUCUCAAUUCACAAAUCCUCCGCUCAAAGUAUUCACAACAAAAGCGAAAUUUCAUUCGAUAAGGAUUUCGUAGAACAAGCUUACUUCAUCGAUAAAACAGACCUACUACUGUCAUUUUUCAAGAACCCAAACAAUACCUACGAUUACAUAAGCUGUCCCAGCGGAUUUGCCAAAACUACGACCCUACUGAUGAUCAAAGCUUUCGCUCAAUUCGAUGUCGAUGACUUGGGCCGACCGAAACAACGAAUGAGAUGCAAAUCCUAUCAAUCAUUCAAAAGCACAAGAGUGGACCAAUCGCUGAACUCGGUUAAAGACGACAUAUGUCAGCAUCCGGUGAUUUUCGUUAAUUUGAGGAUCGAAUUACCACAAAUAGAAAAAAUAGAAAAUGAAUUACCAGAAGUAGAAGAAAUAGAAAAUGAUGCAGAUACGACUACCAACACUACGAGUGAAGUCGAUGAUUAUUUAGUGCUGUUGAACGAGUUCGUUUACAGUUUCAUUGGCGAAUUCGCGUGGUUGAAAAAACUGGCAGUAGAACCAGCAGAGAAUGCAAAAGUUAAACAUAGUUUUGAGCAAUGGGAAGUUGACUUUUUGAAGAAGGUUUUCGAUAAACAAUUAACCGAGCAGGAGAUUCCAACUAGUUUACAUUCGAUGAUCAAGAUCUUGUACAAAUUCUUCAAAAAAAGGGUUAUAAUUUUAGUAGACGAUUACGAUUAUGUAACCAACAAUGCUAUUCUGGUUCCAUCUCCAAAAGCAGAUCAAUUUCAACAAACCGUUGAUAAAAUGCUACAAGAAGCUUUAGAUACCGCCAGAGAUAUGGUGAGUUAUGCGAUAAUCGUCGGUAUUAGUAGAUUACCAUUGCAACAGAAACAAAACAUCACCGGAGAUCUGCCCUUGAACGAGUAUGUUUUCUUAUCUGAUGACAAAUACGGCGAAUACUUCGGUUACCUUAUCAACGACGUUAGACAUUUGAGCAUAAAGCACAAAUGUGAUAAAAGCGAACUUCAACAAAUACAAGACUUAUACGAAGGGUACGAGACCAAGAUCGAGCAUCGUAAACUCUUCAAUCCUCACUCAUUAACUUCUUACUUCAAAGAACGAGGCUUCAAUGCGAAAAUUCGACCUUUGAAAGUUCACUGGAACUGGGGCAAUGGCGAACAAGACUUUGUCGUCAAAUUUCUCAAAGUAUCGCCUCAAUUUUUACUCAUACUUUUGCAGCUCACUGCCUACAACUCGAUUUCUUAUCAGUCUGUCGAAGAUUACCCCGAGUCAUCGUAUAGUAACUUCGUGAAAAUGCAGAAACGCGAUUACGAAUACGUUUCUGACGAACCAGAUCCGGUAAAUUACCUGAUGACGUUUUGCUUCGAGCAUGGUUUGUUGAGUUAUACGGACUACGAUGAAGAGUAUACUUUACCAAGCGCCGAAAUCCAUCAACAAAUGAGUAAAACUCUAAGAACGUUCUUCAAACAACGAGGAGUAGAUUUCGAAGCACUGGCAGAACCGUUGAGAGAUCUACUGGUUACAUACUCUUCUGAUAUGCAUAAAGUUAUACCAAAGUUCAAGCAAGUUUUGGACUCAACGUUGAACAUAUUCACGAAUGUAGAUUCGAGCACAUCCAUCGAGUACCUGUUGCAAUCGAUCAUUAGACAGACAGUGAGUGAGAAUAACGAUUUGGUUGUGACCGAAGAUAAGAAAACAUCGAGGAAAGGUCGCUGUGAGGUGAUAUACUCAACGACAUUUGACAAAGCCAUAGUUCAUAUCGCCAUUGCUAAUGGCAAAACACCAACUGAAGCAUUGAAACAGGCACCUGGAUAUGGACGUAAGAAACACUCGACUAAAAGUGUUUACAUUGGGAUCAAUAUCAAUCCGCAGAAACAAACUGAGAUCGUGUUCGAAGUGAAAAUGCCGAAAUGAUCAACUUACUUUGGGCAUUGAAGACUGAACUAUACAAUGAAAGAGGAUAGAUAAGAAUAACAUACCUAAGAAGAUGCUGGAUCAUCGUAAUUUGCCACCAUAUCAACGUCACCUUCCAUUGAGAAGUUGUCAUCUGCGAUUACAAGAGAAUUGACUGGAAACUUGGAAGACAAAUUAGUGUCACAACACAUCACAACAUGCACUUGAUGGAUCGAAUAAUUAAUCAACGAUUCAUUUAGGAUGAUUAAAAAUUAAUUAUGAAAACAGAAAUAAAAUAAAAGCAUUUCUCAAAAUCAAGAUUAAAGAACUCCGAAGUCACCGAACUUCACUACACACGUGCAACAUUCAUGAACGCGACUGAAAAACUGAUUUAAUUUUAGCAAUGAGCGUUACCUGAUUCCCAACAAAGCCUGGAGUCAGUUCUCCGGUCAAAAUUUAAUUCACACUAGCACUCCUUGCGACGCUUUUACAAACAACUCAUCGAAAAUAAGUUUGAUUAUUAAAAUUUUUUUUUAAUUUUAAUUUUACCAUAAAAAUUGAUAUUUUAAAUACGUUACCUAGUUUACGUCAAUAAAUUGAAUCAAUUGGCAUUAGAACGUGAUAUUUAAACAAUACAGGUUGUAGCUGUUCUAAAAUCUUACGUAUUAUUGUGUAAUUUUCAUUACUCUGUUGAUUGUUUUCUAGCUAAUUUUGAUUAAUUAUACUUCUGUUGUUUUUUUA
Messenger RNA from Planococcus citri (citrus mealybug), 2896 nucleotides. RefSeq lists its product as uncharacterized. Bases 221 to 2176 code for a protein of 651 amino acids. The record is from RefSeq and is a predicted model, not a curated record. The transcript is spliced from 2 exons. NCBI's taxonomy places the organism in Eukaryota, Metazoa, Arthropoda, Insecta, Hemiptera, Pseudococcidae.